UAUUGAAAUUUUAGUGAAUCAGAAAUUAUCGUCUGCCAUGGAGUCUUAUUUUUACGCAACAAGUUCUGAUUGUAAUUCUGUCGUAUAUUCGCCUAAAUUAUGUCAUAUGUGCGUUGUUUUUCAAUUCGGUCGCGGAUAUUGCAGAAAUAUCACAUUCGUUUGACAAAAUCCGCUUGAGUAUAUUGUUGUUUGUAAUUCAGUCGACCCUGGAGACAUCUUGUGAUAAAAAACCAGCAAGUUGCCUCUGUCUGAUUUUGUCUUCACGUGAAAAGGUAACAAAAUCGGAUUGGUGCUAACAAAAAAUCGACAACCAUGGAUCCCGAUAUGUCUUGGGACGCAGAUAACUUUGAGCCUAAAUUGCCGACCACGUUGACGUCUUCGAACAAAUGGGAAGGCGAGGACGAGGAAGAGGUCGUAAAGGAAAGUUGGGAGGAUGAGGAAGAAGAAAAAAAAGACGAAGAGAAAAAGGAUCUUGCUCCAUCUCAACCAAAACCUAAAAAGAAAAUACAAGACAAAAUAGCAGAAAAAGAGCGCUUAGAAAAAGAGAAAGCUGAACGCCUUGCAGCGGAGAAGGCAUUAGAAGAGCUCACACCUGAACAGAGACUGGCCGAGAAGCUCCGGCAACAGAAGUUACAAGAGGAAUCGGACCUGCGACUUGCCAUGGAGACCUUUGGUGUUUCCGAAGGUGCUGUCGGCAAGCUGGACAGUUUCCACCCAACAAGUAAGGAGGAGUUUGCCGAGUUUGGGGAUUUGCUCUGCAAAAAGAUCAAUCUAUACAAAGCCAAGGAGGAGUUCCCUGGAUUCGUUGAUGAUCUUGUUAAAAACAUUAUUGUACAAAUGUCGUCAGCAGACAUAAAGAGGAUAAAGAUGACGGUGGACAACCUUUACAUCGAGAAACAGAAAGCUGAGAAGAGCGACAAGGCAAAGAAACCCGCUAAGGGCAAGGGCAAGGCUAAAUUAAAAGUUGAAGGUGACAAUGCGCAUCUCAACCAAUACGACGCUUAUGGCAACUUCGAUGACGACUACGACGAUUUCAUGUAAACACUAAAAUGGCGUAAACUGGUCUCGUAAUACAAAACUUAUCUUCACAAUAAUACAUUUAUUUAAACAUAAAUACAGAAAAUAUUUACAUAUAACUAAGGGUUUAGUUUUUACAGAUUAUUUAUGUAAAUGUAACGACCUUGUAAAGAGAAAUUUCGAGUUUUCUUUUUUUUUAGUCCAAAUAGAUCUUCCAUCAUAAACUAUAUAUUUUGAUACUUUUUUGUGCUCAAUGUAUUGCUGAUUUUCAUCACCCUUUUUUUUAAUUUCGCUUAUCAAGAAUUUUAAAUAAGCCCUCUAAAAUGUGACUUUUUUCAACACUCAUGUAUUGUGUUUCCAAAAUUAAUUGCGUUUUAGCUGAAAAUAUGGAUUUUUGAAAAUAAAUCGGUCAUUAAAAUUACAGUCUUAAGGACUUAUUAUCUUGAUUAAUAUCGCUGCUUGUGCUAUUUGAGUAAAUAAGGUUGAAUAUUUACCCAAAUGUUUACAUUUAUAAGAUCUAUUCGACGCGCCAUGUUAUACAAGCUGAUAUACAAAAAUGUAAGUCAUUCUACGGUUAUGGUCCGAUGUUAUGUUAUAUAGAUAAUAAAUUUUUUUAUUGUGAUAUA
Molecule: messenger RNA, 1643 nt
Organism: Papilio polytes (common Mormon)
Lineage: Eukaryota; Metazoa; Arthropoda; Insecta; Lepidoptera; Papilionidae
Gene: eIF3j
Product: eukaryotic translation initiation factor 3 subunit J
Exons: 7
Coding region: 313-1041 (242 amino acids)
Cellular component (GO): eukaryotic translation initiation factor 3 complex; cytoplasm
Molecular function (GO): translation initiation factor activity
Source: RefSeq, a predicted model, not a curated record